UCCCACCGUCCUCGUCCUGCUCCUCAUCAUCCUCCUCCUCCUCCUCCUCCUCCGUCGUCAUGGCAGCGCUCAUCAAAGAGAUCGUCAGCAGAAAUAAAAGAAGGUACCAGGAGGACGGCUUCGACCUGGACCUCACUUACAUCUACCCCAACAUCAUUGCCAUGGGCUUCCCUGCCGAGCGUCUGGAGGGCGUCUACAGGAACAACAUCGACGACGUCGUGCGAUUUCUAGAUGUAAAACACAAGAGUCACUACAAGAUUUACAACCUGUGCGCGGAGCGCCAUUACGACACGUCCAAGUUCAACUGUCAAGUGGCCGAGUACCCGUUCGAGGACCACAACCCACCGCAGCUGGAGCUGAUCAAGCCGUUCUGCGAGGACCUGGACGCGUGGCUGAGCCGAGACGAGCAGCACGUGGCCGCCAUCCACUGCAAGGCGGGAAAAGGCCGCACAGGCGUCAUGAUUUGCGCCUACCUGCUGCACCGCGGCAAGUUCCGCGAGGCCCGGGAAGCACUCGACUUCUACGGGGAAGUCCGCACGCGAGACAAGAAGGGCGUGACCAUCCCCAGCCAGCGUCGCUACGUGUGUUACUACAACACGCUGCUGAGGAGCAGACUUCACUACUCCCCCGUCGCGCUACUCUUCCACAAGAUGCUGUUCGAAACCAUUCCCAUGUUCACCGGGGGAACCUGCAAUCCUCUGUUUGUCAUCUACCAGCUGAAGGUGAAGAUCCACACGUCCAACCCGGCGUACACGCGUCGCGAAGACAAGCUGAUGACAUUCGAGUUCCCGCAGCCGCUUCCCGUGUGCGGAGACAUCAAGGUGGAGUUCUUCCACAAGCAGAACAAAAUGAUGAAAAAGGACAAGAUGUUCCACUUCUGGGUCAACACGUUCUUCAUUCCCGGGCCGGACGACGAACCGGAGAAGCUGGAGAACGGCCAAAGUGGAACUUUGCGAGAAGCCGACAGAACUCAGCAGAACCAGGCGCAAGGCGGGGACGACGACUUCCUGGUUCUGACUUUGAUGAAGAACGACCUGGACAAGGCCAACAAGGACAAAGCCAACCGUAACUUUUCACCCAACUUUAAGGUCAAGCUGUUCUUCACCAAGACGACGGAGGAAGGCGGCAGCUGUGAGGCGAGCAGCACGUCGGUGACGCCAGACGUCAGCGACAACGAACCCGAUCACUACCGCUACUCGGACACCACCGACUCGGACCCCGACAACGAGACGCUCGACGACGACGAGCGCCAUCACAUCACCGAGGUGUGAGCGGCCCGACGCAGCCGUCAGAAGACCGCCGCGUCCCUUGCGACCCCCGCGGGCGGCGGUCCCGUUAGGACUCGAGCGAACGGCCGCGGAGAGAAAAGCUUAACUGAAGAAAUCAUUCCUUCCACUUCCUGGCACGUUCCGUCGAACACUGGCAGCACGCCGCACGGGCACAGCAGUCACCGUGAGCGGAGCCGGAACUUCCUGCGUGUUUGUGGAGCACGGGUCAGACAGCGGCCACGAUCUCAGGUUCGGUCCGGAAAACGUGUCCGAGUGGAACGUCGUCGGUUUCGGUUUGUCUCUUUGUUUUCCAAAGACAUCACUGGUAAGUGAAUAAAGCAAAUAUUUAUAACGUA
Phyllopteryx taeniolatus (common seadragon) is the source of this 1624-nucleotide messenger RNA. It is a transcript of the gene ptenb, whose product is annotated as phosphatase and tensin homolog B. The transcript has 9 exons. The record is from RefSeq and is a predicted model, not a curated record. Gene Ontology annotation, molecular function: inositol-1,3,4,5-tetrakisphosphate 3-phosphatase activity; protein tyrosine phosphatase activity; phosphatidylinositol-3,4,5-trisphosphate 3-phosphatase activity. The coding region runs from base 60 to 1271 and encodes 403 amino acids. NCBI's taxonomy places the organism in Eukaryota, Metazoa, Chordata, Actinopteri, Syngnathiformes, Syngnathidae. Gene Ontology annotation, biological process: protein dephosphorylation; phosphatidylinositol 3-kinase/protein kinase B signal transduction; negative regulation of cell population proliferation. Gene Ontology annotation, cellular component: cytosol; cell projection; nucleus.